AUGUCAGAACCCACCGACAUCAAAGGCCGUGACCGCAGCCCCAAGGCGCCGCGAAAGCCGUUCCCGCAGCGCUACACCGACGAGCCCGAUGUCGCGGGCUCGUCCUCGUCCGCCAUCCCGCUGCUCGACAACUAUGAGGACGAUCCGAGGGCGGACGACGACGAGGAGCUGCCUGGCUAUGUCGAGCACCUGGACGGCGACUAUGGGGAUGUUGCUCGGGUUGUGAACGGUGCUGGCGCUGCUGGUCCUGGUGCUGCUGGUCCUGGUUUUCCUGGUGCUGGCGCUGGCGCUGGCGGUGCUGGUGGGGAUAUUGGUGGUGGUGAUGGUCCUGAUGCCCCGCCGGACUUUGAGGAUUAUCGCCCGGUGGUCAAGAAGAUAAAGACAAGGCUUGGCAUGGGAGAUACGUUGGUGGUGUCUCACGACAAACACCUCAAUACUGAUGGGGAGGCGCUUUAUAGAUGGCUCUUGAAAGAGAGUCGUAAUCCGCCCAGCCCGGAAAUCCACAUACAAGGAUACCAUUCGGUCAGAAAGCGGAAUGGCGACAAGACCGAGACGUCCACGGUGACUGAUUUCAACUUCAAGAUUAAUCUGCGCUACCGCCUCGAGCAGGCCUAUUCAAACGGGAGACACUUUCCUCCGCUGAAGACAGUCCAUCCGACAAAGAGAACGAGUCGUGGUGGAAGAUGGAAGACAGUGGCUCCCGACCCGGAGGAAGCAAGAACGGUUCGUAGCUGGGCCGACCAGUACUGUGAGGAUAAAUCAACACUGAAAGAGUUCAUCAUGAAAAAGUCCUGUGUAGGCUGGGAUCUGGAAUGGCUGGGAAGCAACAUCGAGGCCCUGAUUCGCGCAACAAACUAUCGCGGCCGUAUCAGAGUAGACUUCCCCGUGUUCGAGGCCCGUGUAGAGAUUUUCCCCGCCAACCGUAUCUCGUUUAUGCGCAAGAACGAGUACUGGAGAUGGUUCUUCUACCUGACCUUUCUCUGGACGCUUGCAUGGCCCUAUCUGUGGUGCUUCACCAAGCGAUACCAUGUGGCGGAGACAGUGUGGAAUUAUCUCCAUGUUCGCCCAGGCAGCCGGGUAGCGCCCGUCACCGAGGCUGAAUGGCUCAAAUUGGGCUGGGGGGAAGCGAUCAAGCGCGCCGCAAAGGCCAGACGGACUGGUAGAGUAACCCAUCACGACCUCGAGGAGGUCUUGAACCGGGCCGCGGCCGGUCCGCAGGGGGAACUGGUGAGAACUCCAAAGACUGGAAAUCCCACUGUUGAUACUGCGUUGGGAUUUAUCGCGGGUGUGGGAGCUAUUGCCAAUGAUAUGCGGUUAUCAUCGAGUGAGAUUAUUGGUUGGGGCGCCGACGAAAACAGCGAGGAGGAGUAA
Molecule: messenger RNA, 1371 nt
Organism: Morchella importuna
Lineage: Eukaryota; Fungi; Ascomycota; Pezizomycetes; Pezizales; Morchellaceae
Exons: 3
Coding region: 1-1371 (456 amino acids)
Source: RefSeq, a predicted model, not a curated record